Umbelopsis ramanniana AG is the source of this 348-nucleotide messenger RNA. RefSeq lists its product as uncharacterized. The coding region runs from base 1 to 318 and encodes 105 amino acids. The transcript has a single exon. The record is from RefSeq and is a predicted model, not a curated record. Lineage: Eukaryota; Fungi; Mucoromycota; Umbelopsidomycetes; Umbelopsidales; Umbelopsidaceae.
AUGACUCGCUUCACAGCUAUUAUCGCACUUGCCUUGGUCUGCCUCUUUGGUCUCGCUCAAGCCGAUCCCUUCUACUUUGGAAUUUGCUCUUGCUUCAACCCAUCAUAUGAUGCUUCAUGCUGUAUCCUUGCCAAAGGCUCCAUGACUGGAAAUGUUUGCCAAACUGGAAAUGAACACUCUACCGUAAAGGCUUAUAAGAAAUGCUGCUUAGGUAGUGGAGGUUAUGCGAAGUGCAAGUCCGGAGCUCGUGCUGAUGGUAUUCGCCCUUAUUGGGAUGGAGAAUACAACUGUACUUCCAACCCUACUAUCACUCCUUAGAACAGCAAUGUACGCUUUCAAUAAACCGAA